UGUUUUCAAGUAUUUACUCAGGCUGGUUUAUAUAUAAGUUAUUCCGAUGACUGGAAUUUGCCUCGUCCAUUGAAUCGCUUCUGUCAUAAUCUUCUUUGUGGCUGUAUUCAAUUCCUUUAGUCACUGUGAUUCAAAGGUUGUAAAUAAGUGUGUAGCUUCGAAGAACUGACUCGAAAGCUGUGGAUGGAAAGGAGUCUUAGUCAGGCAAUCAAGGGAAGCGCACAGACAUGUUUCGCCUGUGUGUUGUUGGAAGUGGGGGAGUGGGGAAAAGCUCUUUGACAAUACGUUACCUGAAGAAUGAGUUCACAGAGUACUAUGACCCCACAUUAGAGGAGACAUACAGAAAGGAGAUUGAAUAUAAUGGAAAGCUCUAUGACGUGGAGAUAGUAGACACUGCGGGUCAAGAAGAGUUUAGUUCUUUCCGCGAUUCAUCAGUUGCAACUGGAGAUGCAUUCUUGGUACUAUUUGCCAUAAAUUCCACAUCAAGUUGGCAUGAACUGAAGGAUCUACGAAGCAAGAUUAUUCAGGAUAGGCAAUUGAGUUCCACUAUACCCAUGGUCUUAGUGGCUAAUAAGUUGGAUCUAGAUGGUGAACGCGAAGUGACAAAGGAUGAAGUGUUGGAAUACUGCAAUUCAGCUGAAGUCAACAUUCCAUUAAUUGAAACGUCAGCUAAGACUGGCCUUAAUGUUGAGGAAUCAUUUCAACUUAUGAUGCAGCAGAUUCAAAGAAUUCAACCAGCACUUUUAGAAAGAACAGUACCCAAAAAUCAUGCAAACAAACCACAGAAAAAAGAUAAUUGUGUUCUACUCUAGGAUUAGUAGAUAAUAAGAUUUAAUUUUCGCAGCUGAACAGGAAGAGGAAAAAAAAAAGAUUUUGAUAUUAAAACAGUUGCUGACAAGGAGGACCUUUGUUAUUACAGAAUACCUGUUCAACUUUCUGUGGGUCGGUUUGGAAUGGGAACACAUACCAACAGCUUUACCAUACUUAGCUUACCGCAAGUGUUUUCAAUUACAGUGUUUCAAUCCCUUGAAGUUUUGGACAGAAAGCAGAAAUAAUGCAGGAGAUUUGCGUUAAAGCUGGUUGUUUUGUGUAAUUUGGCAAGAAAAAGAAUGUAGCUCCCAGCCUUACAACAUAAAUUUGUAGCUGUAACAGUAUUUUGACUUUUAUGUGGCUUAAAAGUGAAGAAUGUGUGGACAUUUUAUGGCCAGUGUAUGGUGACACGUGACCACUAUUUGGAAUGAAUAAAAAAUUUCUGGUGUUUCA
Pocillopora verrucosa is the source of this 1263-nucleotide messenger RNA. RefSeq names its product ras-like protein rasD. NCBI's taxonomy places the organism in Eukaryota, Metazoa, Cnidaria, Anthozoa, Scleractinia, Pocilloporidae. Gene Ontology annotation, cellular component: plasma membrane. The record is from RefSeq and is a predicted model, not a curated record. Gene Ontology annotation, molecular function: GTP binding; GTPase activity; GDP binding. Gene Ontology annotation, biological process: Ras protein signal transduction.